Molecule: messenger RNA, 1256 nt
Organism: Alligator sinensis (Chinese alligator)
Lineage: Eukaryota; Metazoa; Chordata; Crocodylia; Alligatoridae
Gene: RO60
Product: TROVE domain family member 2
Exons: 5
Coding region: 24-1241 (405 amino acids)
Cellular component (GO): ribonucleoprotein complex
Molecular function (GO): RNA binding
Source: RefSeq, a predicted model, not a curated record
CAGGCUUCCUAAAAUUAUAAGCAAUGGAGGAAGAAGUAAGCCAAAUGCAACCUCUGAAUGAGAAGCAGGUGCAAAACUCAGAAGGUGGCUAUGUAUGGCAGGUCACUGAUAUGAACAGACUGCACCGUUUUUUGUGUUUUGGUUCAGAAGGUGGCACUUACUAUAUCGGGGAGAAGAAACUGGGCUUUGAAAAUACAGAAGCUUUAAUAAGAUUGAUUGAAGAUGGCAAAGGCUGUGAUGUGGUACAGGAAAUAAAGACGUUCAGCGUAGAAGGCAGGACAGCAAAACAGGAACCGUUGCUUUUUGCUCUAGCAGUUUGUUCACAGUGCUCUGACGCAAAAACUAAACAAGCGGCGUUUAAGGCUAUUUCUGAAGUGUGCCGCAUACCAACCCAUCUCUUUACUCUUAUCCAGUUUAAAAAGGAUCUGAAGGAGGGGAUGAAAUGUGGCAUGUGGGGCCGUGCCCUGAGAAAAGCUGUUGCAGACUGGUAUAAUGGGAAGAAUGGCAUGGCUGUUGCUCUAGCAGUUACAAAAUAUAAACAAAGGAAUGGCUGGUCUCAUAAAGACCUUCUGAGGUUGUCCCAUCUAAAACCUGCCAAUGAAGGAAUUGCUGUACUCACUAAAUAUAUCACCAAGGGUUGGAAGGAAGUUCAAGACGCAUAUAAAGAGAAGGCACUUUCUGUUGAGACUGAAAAACUCUUAAAAUAUCUGGAAGCAGUGGAAAAAGUAAAACGCACAAAAGAUGAAUUGGAGGUUAUUCAUUUGAUUGAAGAGUAUAGUUUAGUUAGGGAGCAUCUCCCAACAAACCAUUUGAAAUCUAAAGAGGUAUGGAAAGCGUUGCUACAGGAAAUGCCCCUUACUGCAAUGUUGAGGAAUUUGGGAAAGAUGACAGCAAUUUCAGUACUAGAACCAGGAAGCCCAGAAGUGUCACUAGUAUGUGAAAGACUGAAAAAUGAGAAAAUGCUAAAAAAGGCUCGAAUACAUCCAUUCCACAUUUUGGUUGCAUUAGAGACCUAUAAAGGAGAACGUGGAAUCCGGGGCAAACUUCACUGGCGUCCUGAUGGGGAUAUUUUAGAGGCUCUUGAUGCUUCAUUUUACAAAACAUUCAAGGUGGUAGAACCAACAGGAAAGCGCUUCAUACUUGCAGUUGAUGUCAGUGGUUCCAUGUCACAGAAAGUUCUUGGUAGUGUGUUAGAUGCAAGUACAGUUGCUGCAGCAAUGUGUAUGGUAAGAAUUGAUUAGUUGGAUUAAUUGUCC